Molecule: messenger RNA, 606 nt
Organism: Brugia malayi
Lineage: Eukaryota; Metazoa; Nematoda; Chromadorea; Rhabditida; Onchocercidae
Gene: Bma-mrpl-11
Product: Ribosomal protein L11, N-terminal domain containing protein
Exons: 5
Coding region: 1-606 (201 amino acids)
Biological process (GO): translation
Cellular component (GO): mitochondrial large ribosomal subunit; ribosome
Molecular function (GO): structural constituent of ribosome; large ribosomal subunit rRNA binding
Source: RefSeq, a predicted model, not a curated record
AUGUCUACAGUGGCAAAAGUAGGCGCACGAGUGAGGAAAAGGCCUGUUAUCAAAAUCAUCCAUAAUCCACUAUACAAAGUGAUUGUUAAAGCGCAGAUGGCAACAGCUGCGCCACCUCUGGGACCUAAUCUAGGUAAAAGGGGCAUUAAUGUGGCGAAUUUUUGCAAAGAUUUCAAUCGAGCAACAAGUAAUAUUAAACCGGGUACUCCAUUACCAGUACGAGUCACAAUAAAGCCCGAUCGUACGUAUGAUUUGGAGAUUUGUACACCGACAUCUAUGUGGUUGCUGAUGCAUGCAGCAGGGAUAAGGCGCGGAGCCACAUGUCCACGUGAGGAAAUUUCCGGGAUGAUUACCGUAAAACAUAUUUAUGAAAUAGCCAAAAUAAAGGCUGCUGAUAAAUGUUUACUUGGUGUUCCAUUAAAAUUAAUUUGUGAACAACUUAUCAAGACAGCCCAUACAAUUGGUCUUAAAGUUGUUCGUGGAAAUCUUGACCCAAUGGAAUAUCGUAAAUUUCUGGAAGAACGAAAGGUGGUAGUUGACAGGGAACUGAAAAGGAUGGAAGAAGAGAAGGCCGCUAAGGUGCUCAGGACGACACCCACUCAGUAG